Messenger RNA from Salvelinus namaycush (lake trout), 2424 nucleotides. RefSeq names its product microtubule-associated protein RP/EB family member 1-like. The transcript has 7 exons. The coding region runs from base 242 to 1015 and encodes 257 amino acids. NCBI's taxonomy places the organism in Eukaryota, Metazoa, Chordata, Actinopteri, Salmoniformes, Salmonidae. Gene Ontology annotation, molecular function: microtubule plus-end binding. The record is from RefSeq and is a predicted model, not a curated record. Gene Ontology annotation, biological process: regulation of microtubule polymerization or depolymerization; protein localization to microtubule plus-end; spindle assembly. Gene Ontology annotation, cellular component: microtubule organizing center; spindle midzone; microtubule plus-end.
AAACUUCGAUGUGGUAGGGACGUCCCAAGGAUUCCAGUUAGCACCGACCAAGCUGCUCCCCAUCUCUACGCACGCAGUCAGGAAUCAACCCGCUGUCGCCGGCAUAUUGAACUCGGAACUGGCUACCAGGAGAAGAAAAGAGUCUGAAACAUUGACGUCUGUAUUUAUAUGAGAAACAGUUUACGUUCAAUUAAUAUAUUAGCAACACCUAGAUUUCUGAAAGCCAUUCCAAAACAAGACAAUGGCUGUGAACGUUUACUCAACCUCGGUGUGCAGUGACAAUUUGAGUCGUCAUGACAUGCUUGCAUGGAUUAAUGAAUCGUUACAGAUCAACCUUACCAAGAUAGAGCUGUUAUGUUCAGGUGCGGCCUACUGCCAGUUCAUGGACAUGCUUUUUCCCGGCUGUGUGCCUUUGAAGAAAGUCAAAUUUGCUGCAAAACUAGAGCACGAGUUCAUUCACAACUACAAGAUCUUGCAAGCUGGCUUCAAAAGAAUGGGUGUUGACAAAAUCAUCCCUGUUGACAAAUUGAUUAAAGGCAAGUUCCAGGACAACUUUGAGUUUGUGCAGUGGUUCAAGAAGUUCUUUGAUGCCAACUACGAUGGGAAGGAGUACGACCCUGUGGAGGCUCGCCAGGGCCAAGACACCAUGCCCAGCCCUGCCGUGUCUGCUCUCAACAAACCCAAGAAGAUCCUCAAUGCUGCACCCCAGCGGGCAGCAGUUGCCAAGGUAGCACCCAAAAUGGCGCCCAGCUCGGCACGAAGACCAGGGGCUGGCGGAGGUGACGAGGAGCGGGCCGAACUCAUCCAGGAGGUGAAUAUACUGAAGUCCACCAUCCAGGACAUGGAGAAGGAGCGGGACUUCUAUUUUGGCAAACUGAGGAACAUUGAGCUCAUCUGCCAAGAGAAGGAAGGCGAGGGCGACCCCACACUGCAGAGGAUUGUAGAUAUACUCUACGCCACAGACGAGGGCUUCGUCAUACCGGACGCUGAGUCAGAGGACCACGAGGAGUUCUAAUGUUCAAGACUGGAUCAUGCAACUUUUAAUACUACCCCCCCCAGCCCCUUCAAUCAGCUACAACAGCUCCCAUCCCCACCCUGCGUACCACACCCUAAACAUCCAGAUCAUGUUAUUAUUGCUUGGUCUCUGAAUAGAAUAUAUCAAAAAUAUUUUUUGGUGGUCUGUCAAAUCAAGUUCAAAUAAGUAGUGUGAAGUACCUCUGAAGCCCCUUCUUCGGUUCAUCCUAUUGGCCUGUGCCAGGGGCGGUCUUGGCAUCAUGUUGGAAGAAGGCGACUAUUUUGGCUCUCUAUUUGGGUCCAGAAGAGUGACCUGUCAGUCUGUAAGAUUCUGCUUUUUUUCUUGGUCUUUUCCCUAACUUUCUGUCUCUUCUGGGAAUUGGAGUUAAAAGUUCGUUGGCACCUGCACUCACUUUUGUACAUUGUAUUUUUCUUAGUUGACUUGUUUCCCAAAUUGUCAUAGUCUUUCCCAUAUGUAUAUUGUUUUUUGGGUCUGAGAAAAUGUACUAAGUUCCUAAUAAUUUCAAUAGAGAAAGUGUUUUAGAUGGGUUCAAUGGAUGGUUAAUGUACUUAUUGUGGAAGAAUUGUUUUCUUCACUAACCACAACUCAUAUUUUCAAAAUUCUUUAAUUUGGUCUCAUCCAGUUUGGAGAUUAACCUGUUUUAAAUAGUGCUAUUCUUUAUUCCAGGAAAGUGGAUAUUAUUAUUUUUCUCAAAGAUACAGGACAGCUCAUAACAUGACAAUAUUUAAUGCUGAAGAAACAUGUUAGAACUACAAGUUUACGGUGGAAUACUUUGUGCGCGAUUUAUCUGUUUUGUUUGUCUCUUGGCUGUUGGAAGGCAUGUGCACUGUGGAUGCCAGAAACUCCCCUGGUCCCAACCCAUCCCAAACUACCUGCUUUGGGUUUUUUGGCUUUUCUCCCGAUAUAUCAUUUGUCAGUUGGCAGGGGAUAGAAGUUUUAACUUGAUUUAGCCUCUAGUGUCUAAUUCAUCCUCUUAGGGAAUGUGAAAGGUGAGUGACUUUGCUGUUGUUUUUCUUUUUCAUUUCUACUUACUCAACAAAAAAACAAAAUACUCCUGGUUCUGUAGCAUGUUUUAACACUCCAGUUGUGAGUUUGAAUCUGUUUUGAUCAUGUAGCAACUGCACCAGUGACAGGUUCUAAGGCCCAAAACGCUGAUAUGCCAAUAGCUAGUCUGCACUAGAAGAUCAGAUUAUUUUUUUGAAUUGCUUUAUUCCUAAUGAGUAAAAAAAUAAAUAAUACUUUUCAUAACCUACGUAGAUGUGACUUUGAUGUACUUUUUUUUUUAUUUUUUUGCAGAUGUUUGUAAUAUGAUUUAAAGAAUUGUAAUUUAAGCUCUUAUCAGUUUUUUUUCUCUGCUGCUCUGAAAUAAAGAUGUGUAGAGAAUCUGG